GUGAAAUGUAGCUGAGAGGGCAUUCCAGAAUCAACCGCAUUGUUGUAGUCUGAAGUCACAUGUAGGCCAGACCAGGUGAAGACAGCAGAUUUCCUUCCCAAAAGGACACGAAUGAACCAGAUGGGGAAACUAGCAGAGAGUGACACUAUUAACUUAUUGGCAACAUCCAAAACCCAGCAGCCUGUAGGGCAUAUAAAAGUCCAAGUUCUUCAGUGGCUCUUUCAGCAUCACAGCAACACAGAAAGAAGAUGUACCAAGUCCUCCUCACUGUGCUACUCACGGCCAGUGCUUAUGGCUGUGGGCAAACCAGCUACCCUCCAUAUUCCUCAAGGGUGGUGAAUGGAAUUACUGCACGGCCCUACAGCUGGCCAUGGCAGAUUUCUCUGCAAGUCAAUCAUGGCAGUUCAUUUUCUCACACGUGUGGUGGAACUCUAAUUUCCACAGAUUGGGUUAUGACUGCAGGCCACUGUAUCUCAGAGGGACGGUCUUAUCGUGUGGUACUGGGAGAAUUCAACAGAGAUGUUCAUGAGGGCGGAGAGCAGGUUAUAAGUCCUGCCAAAAUUGUUGUUCACCCAGGAUGGAAUAAGAACUGUGUUUCAUGUGGGAACGAUAUCGCCUUGAUCAAGCUUUCAAAGCCUGCAUACCUGAAUGACAAAGUUCAAGUCGCCUGUAUUCCUCCUUCCGGGUAUCUUCUUCCCAAUAACUUUUACUGUUACAUUACUGGAUGGGGACGCCUCUACACUAAUGGCCCACUUCCAGAAAAGCUACAGCAAGCUUAUAUACCAGUUAUUGAUUAUCAGCACUGCAGCCAAAGGGACUGGUGGGGCAGCACAGUGAAACCGACUAUGAUUUGUGCCGGAGGUGCUGAAAAGGCUGGAUGUAAUGGAGACUCUGGUGGACCUUUGAACUGCAAGGGUUCUAAUGGGCUGUGGUACGUCCAUGGUGUGACCAGCUUUGUGUCAUCUAGGGGAUGCAACACCCCUAAAAAACCUACUGUCUGGACUCGGGUAUCUGCCUUCACUGACUGGAUUGCCCAGACCAUGGCCUACAAUUAACUAAUGGAGGAAAAGACUGACUCUCAUCAGAUUGUUGUCCUACGAUCAGCAAUAAACUAAAUUAUGAAGUGAAA
Molecule: messenger RNA, 1129 nt
Organism: Carcharodon carcharias (great white shark)
Lineage: Eukaryota; Metazoa; Chordata; Chondrichthyes; Lamniformes; Lamnidae
Product: proproteinase E-like
Exons: 10
Coding region: 249-1055 (268 amino acids)
Biological process (GO): proteolysis
Molecular function (GO): serine-type endopeptidase activity
Source: RefSeq, a predicted model, not a curated record